AAUCUAGAUAAAAAUUAAAAGUUCAUUAACUUUACACACUUAUUUACUUUAUAAAACUAUUUAAGAAACAGAAAAUGUAAUUUUUUUAUUAAUUAUCUCUCAAUAUUUUUUGUUAAAAAUUAAAAUGCAACGUCUCCCAAGUACCCGUACCAGGUCAUAUACCCGUUGUGGUGCAGUAACAAAAUCAAAUUUCUUAAGAAAUGAUUGCAUCGACCCGAGCAUUAAACAUACUUGCUUAAUUUGCACGAAAACUAAGAAAAUGCGUUGGAUGUUGAAGCACGUAUGUGGGCAACUGUUUUGCAUCCCGUGCUUUCAAAGGACCAAAGCAUAUGAUAGGGAUUGCCACGAUGUCACCCAGGUGAUUAGUUUAGACGCCGGAUAUGAUAACUACGCCAAAUGUCCAUUUUGCCGGGGUCGUAUGUCCACAAUCUUCCCCCGACCCAAUAAAUCAGCAUGGACCUGGAAUGACCACUACACGUGUCCUUGCCGAAGUAUACGCGGCACUCCCCGUCUAUGAAGCACCAGGGACACAUAGCACACAACAGGAAUCACAAGUUUUAAUACCGGAUUCCCCUGAAUAUAUCGGGAAUAUUCCGGUAGUGAAUGUACCAAGUACUGUUAUGGAGCAGCCAGCUUUAAUAGAUCUUGGUGAUUUGAGCCCUUUGUUUGACCAAGAAAAUGAG
Molecule: messenger RNA, 683 nt
Organism: Oppiella nova
Lineage: Eukaryota; Metazoa; Arthropoda; Arachnida; Sarcoptiformes; Oppiidae
Source: the annotation of a GenBank genome assembly